AAUCGCACCUCGAUAUCGACUAAAUACCGGUACCGGUACUUGGCACUAAUCUCAUCCUAGAUCUUUGGUCGUUGGAAAUUUGAAGAAACACGUGAGAUAUUAAAGUUAAAGACAUGUUCGAGAUAUGCAGUCGUAAAAAGAACUAUCAGAGAAAAUAAGAAACAAGUGCAUGGCUUGAAGAUGAAUGAGGUGAUGAGAAAUGCAAAAACUUUCCUUGGAUUAGUGCAGACUGCCAAGACCGAUGCUGCUGCACACUGGAACCAAGAAGCAUUCCAAAGGGCCAUGAAGUGGGCAGAAUACUUUGAAGGGGUUUACAAGAAACUAGAAACCAAGGUAGACGUGGAAACUAAAUUCAGCAGAGGUCUAGAGAUCAUUAGCAGUCAGGCUGGUGCAUGCCCUGGACCUAGUCCUGUGACCUUUGCAGAUCUAAAACACUCCAGGAGAAUGCUCCUAAAGAUUUUGCUUCAGAAUCCCUACCUUAGUGGGGAGAUUUAUUCUUUGGUACUGGACAGCUAUACAGGUCUACCAUCUACCCCUGACGGAUUAGGAGGAUCAGAAAUGCUUAUUCAGGAUGCAGUUGAGUGUGCCCAUGCCAAGGCAAGAAGAGAAUCCCUUCUCAGGAUCAAAGCUCUCACUUCACAAGCAGUAGCGAGGAUGAACAAAAGAUCUUGUACAGGUGAUGUUGUAAAUUGUGAUAGUGUGACCGAUGUCGGAAUCCAAACAGAUGCUUGUGUUCUCCACCAACAUCUCCUACGUCAUCUGUCAAAGAACCCUUCAUUGCAAAGCACACUAGAUUACUUACAUGAUAAAUUGGAGGAGAUAGCUCAAAAGCCCGAUGGAAUGGAAAUCAUCUCAUUUGCUGAGUCUCAUCUUCCUUACCAGGGAAACAAAGAAGAGGGGGAUUUGCCUGACCUUUCAACGGAAACCCGAUGUAAACAGUUACUUACCGACUGGCUACUCAGGAGAGCGAAUGCUACCUCAGCAAGUAAGAUCAAAGAUGACAGAAAACCCCCCUAAAGUCAUCUAAAGGUGAGCCACAGAUGGAUCGAGUUAGAAUUAGAAUAAGCCAUGGUUGAUAAUGAUGAUAAUCUGGUAUUUAUAAUGUGCUUAAGACAUACAUUGUAAGUUCUUACAGAUUUAUUUAUCAUUGGAUUCAAGCUGCCAUUUUUGCACACGAUGUAUGCACAUCCUCCACUCCCUGGGGAGUAUUUCAGCGAGUGGCAAUUCAGGCGCACACAAUACUGGACAAGCUACAGUGACGUCCACGUCCUACCAGGUUCCCUUUUAGCACCUGGGUGGAGAGUGGCAGUGUAGAUUAACGCCUUGCCCAAGGAUGCCAGGCUGCGGUGGGAUUCGAACACAUGAUCUUCUGAUUAGAAAGCGAGAGUCGGAACCACUACACCGCAGAUUUGAUGGAGUAAGAGAGAAAGUGAAUGCAGAACAAAUGAUAGAUGUGGAUUCAUAGUGCUGGUGAAAUUGACCAAAGUGCAAUCACAUAUUUUGUAUUGUAUAAUAAUGAAAUGCAACAUUUAUAAUAGCGCUUUAAAAUAUGAAGUUUCUAAGGGCUGCGUACUAUUACCCCGUCUUAAGCAUUCAAGGAAUUCUGUGCUACCUGGUACCCAUUUACAACACCUGGAUGGAGAGUGGCCAAUGUAGAUAAACGCCUGGCCAAAGAACGAGAGUGUCAUGUUGGGAUUUGAACCUCGGACCAGUUGGUUCAAAGUCUGGAGACUUAUCCAGUGAGCCACCCGUCUUACAAUCCAUCAGUGUCAUAUUUUUUUCUACAGGAAAUUUGCAAAGUGUCCUUUGUAAACAAAGGAGAUCACACCACAUUGUCAAGAAAUCAAUGAAUUUAUGGAUCUAUACAUUCAUAUCUAGAAUUUUUUUUAAUAAACAUGCAUUUUAUAUGUUGA
Molecule: messenger RNA, 1913 nt
Organism: Lytechinus pictus (painted urchin)
Lineage: Eukaryota; Metazoa; Echinodermata; Echinoidea; Temnopleuroida; Toxopneustidae
Exons: 8
Coding region: 181-1017 (278 amino acids)
Biological process (GO): interstrand cross-link repair
Cellular component (GO): Fanconi anaemia nuclear complex
Source: RefSeq, a predicted model, not a curated record